Strongylus vulgaris is the source of this 954-nucleotide messenger RNA. The record is from the annotation of a GenBank genome assembly. NCBI's taxonomy places the organism in Eukaryota, Metazoa, Nematoda, Chromadorea, Rhabditida, Strongylidae.
AUGGCACGAAGAGUUGAUGAGCGAUUUGCGCAUGCAGUAACGUUUUGUGAAGAGAUGUGUGGCACCUUGGAUCCUAAAUCGCUCCUGCUCUGCUCUCAAAAUCCUUACUUCUCAUGGUGUCUUGGAGAGGAAUCCCUUCGACGGUUAUCCUUAUUUCGAAAUUUGGACUCUCUAGUUCUUGAAAAUAUGACCGGAGCCGAGGUGUUUGGAGGAAUCAAGGCAUCGUUGUGUCUGGACAACCUGAAAGAGAUUCGAAUGCGACUAGAUGCUAAACAUCAGAACGAAGUUGAGAAUAUACUCUGGGUGGAUGUUCAAGCAAAAAGGAUGCCCAAGACAGGAAUCGAACCUGUGUCGCCACGGCCACAACGUGGAGUACUAACCACUAUACUACUUGGGCCGAAAGCGAAGGCAGCAAGUAUGCCUCGUGAACGCGUCUUAGUUGUCUGUUUAAUUAUGUCAGUUCCUUACUCUCCUGUUGCAGGAUCCUUGCUAACCUCGUUGGCACAAGCGCAUGUUCGCUGUUUGGAUUUCUCAGCUUUCUCCGAGUCUCCGGCAGCUAUCACUGCUAUCACGGCAGCGGAUAUGUGCCAAUUCAUUGUUUCAUGGAGAGCUCUGAAAUGCCCGUGGAUGAUCCGGUCAAUUAUGUUCAACUCUACUGUGACCAUAAGCGAAUUUCGUACUGUAGCUGGACGAGCCGGGCUGUUCGCCACAGCUUUGACCGACAUACCCUACUGUCGAGCCUUGAAAUGCCCGUGGAUGAUUCGGUCAAUAAUGUUCAACUCUACCGUAACCAUAAGCGAAUUUCGUACUGUAGCUGGACGAGCCGGACUGUUCGCCACAGCGUUAACCGACAUACCCUACUGUCGGUUUCGGACUUACCAUCCUUCUGACCCGAAUGCAAAGUUGGAAUUGUCCUGUUACGGCACUGGAGUGAGUACUGUAGGAGUACUGUAG